UUCAGGUCGAUGGUACGGUAUUGAACAAGUAAAGAGUUCAAGAAGAAACAUGACAAUGGUGUGAAACGGAAAGCAGAUAUGGGCCAUCGUGGAGGCCACCGCCAAGGCAGCCUCUCCCUCGCCGGUCAUAUUCAAAAGGAGAGAAGGGAGACAAAGGUGGAGCCUAGCUUUUUUACAGUUUGGAAGAGGACACGCACUCUCGACGAGCCGGACCCCGAUCGUAAGGGGUCGAUGUGGGUGAGUGAUGGAUCUGAGCUCCGGUAUACGGAGUACUGCAAGAAGUUGGGGGAGAUGCUUCGCACAGACGUGGACCCUCUCAGUGUUCCCUUUGACCCCGAGGUUGCCGUGCUAGCGGGACAGGGCAAGAGGAAUGGUCGCUUAUGGAUUGGUGAUGGUUGCAUCCAUCCCGCGACCAUUCCAUCUAUCCGCCAGCUCCGUCGUGGCAGGACGAGCUCCGAUCCUCAAAUAGAGACCCACCCCACGCCUUCGAGUGUAGCUAUGCAAAGAAUCCAGGCUCAGGUGGAGGAGCAGAACAAACUGCGAGAGGAGGCAGAGGCAAGAGUCCAGCGAAUGGAGGAGCAGAUGAUGCUGCAUCAACAACAACUGGCACAACAACAGAAGACGAUGGACCGGCUGGCGUGA
Molecule: messenger RNA, 642 nt
Organism: Lolium perenne
Lineage: Eukaryota; Viridiplantae; Streptophyta; Magnoliopsida; Poales; Poaceae
Source: RefSeq, a predicted model, not a curated record